UUAGGGUCAAUGCCUCUGGCGCUAGUGAAUGGCGCUGUUCGCUCUGCCGCGGCAGGAACAACGUAGAACUUGCCGCUCUCUGACCUCACCACCUACUUUCUCUAUCCCCUGCGCACUCACGCCCUUGUUACUUUGAGGCUGGUGGAGCUGAUGCCUUCGAAAGUUCUCCACCUGUCAGACCCCUCACAAACCUUGGUUCCAUCUCACUAGUACCGAGACGUCCGCCGCCUCUCGGAAGCGCCCACCGAGCUCGGCCUUGCAUCUUACGCACACCUGCAAACAUGGCCGAACAAAGCAUCAACAUACCGCAAGUCGUCGUCUUCGCUGUUGUUGCCUUUCUUGUGUAUCGCUGGUACUCCAGCAAGCCUUCCGCAAGUGGCACGCGACCGACCGCAAUCCGCUCCACGCGCAUAGACCCCGCGCAAAUUGACACAGUAGCCCAAAUGUUCCCACAGCUGAACAGGAGAGAUAUUGCGUGGGACCUGCAAAGUAACGGAGGAAAUGCAGCUGCGACAACUGAGAGGGUGCUGAGUGGCAGAUCUUUGGAUAGCGCACCAGCAUCGUUCCAGCUAUCUGCCGCGCCUGCACCAGCCGUACCUACGAGGCCAGUCGUGGCCUCCGCGAAGCCAAGCCAUCCUGAUCUGAUCACACGAUAUAACCUUUCUUCGAAGCUGAGCCAGCCUCUCGAGCCAACAGAAGAGAAGCCCAAGACAAAAGUUUGGAGCGCAGACCGAAGCGAACGUCAAUCAAACUUACAGAGGAAGCGGGAAGAGAUGAUCCUGGCCGCCAGGAGGAAGAUGGAGGAGAAGGAGAGUGCACAUGCCUCAGGCGCUACAGCAUAGUAGAGUGCGUACAGCUCAGAUGAAGGAACACCAAGUACACAUCACAUUGGAGGUAGAACACCCUAGUAU
Didymella exigua CBS 183.55 is the source of this 911-nucleotide messenger RNA. RefSeq lists its product as uncharacterized. The transcript is spliced from 2 exons. Lineage: Eukaryota; Fungi; Ascomycota; Dothideomycetes; Pleosporales; Didymellaceae. Gene Ontology annotation, molecular function: ubiquitin binding. Bases 282 to 842 code for a protein of 186 amino acids. The record is from RefSeq and is a predicted model, not a curated record.